This is a messenger RNA of Lindgomyces ingoldianus, 498 nucleotides long. RefSeq lists its product as uncharacterized. The transcript has 4 exons. The coding region runs from base 1 to 498 and encodes 165 amino acids. Lineage: Eukaryota; Fungi; Ascomycota; Dothideomycetes; Pleosporales; Lindgomycetaceae. The record is from RefSeq and is a predicted model, not a curated record.
AUGACUGCACUGCAGGUCAGGGAAUCCAAAAUCCUACGCCGGUCCGCCACGGUCGAGAACCGGAACUUGGAAUCCGCUACAGAGACAGGACCUGUUUUGAUCAAGAUUCCUCCGCCAGUAAUUAUAAGGGUUGAUUUCAAGGAAGUGACUAGUUACCCGCUCCUCUCCCCGCUAAAAUGGCCAACUGUAAUCAAAGAAGGUUCUAAUAAAACCGGUUCCCCAAGGACGAAUGGCUUGGUGGGAGGUCCAACCGUAUCCCCAAAAGUCACUCGUGCAAGGCUGCAAUAUAAAACCCAGGAUUUCUCUCCGUAUGGACUGUACCGAGACUUCCUCCACAGUAGUGAAAACUUGGCGUUCCAACACAUGUCCUCAUGGAUUAAACAGAAACACUUCGUUACACAUGCUACAAAUUUGCACUACCCAAACAGUGAUCUGGGAGUUGGGGGCGGAAAACAAAGGUAUCGUGGUUUCAUGAUUGAGAAGAACUGCCGAGUCUAG